AUGCAAAUAUUUUGGAGCGAGCCGAAGCCUUCGGUACCAGACGUAAAACGGCAGCGAAGCGAAAAGCUCGAUAGUCGUGAGCUGGAUAUGUUGGCUGCACUUGUACCACAACUUGAAAAUGGCGUGGAGCGAAUGGUCGGAAAAAUAUUGGAUAUUCCAACGAGAAGUCUCAAUAUAUCAGUGCCCUACGGCUUGUACAUCCGGCAGGAGUAUUGGGAUCUCUAUGUUAUCAUCAAGCAACAAUUGAGAACAAAUCGAUUGCUCCGAAGAUUUCUUGUACUUGGUACUUCUGGAGUUGGAAAGUCGGUGUUUGGGGUGUUCUUGCUACUGGUGUUCUUGACGGAGCGAAAGAAUGUAGCCUACCGUGGUCGUGAUGAUAAACUGAUCUACUUUACUUGGGAUAUUUUUGGUUAUAAAUGUUCACAAACGCCGUAUGCUGGUUGCAACUACGAUGGAUUGUUUGAUGGAAAGGGAACCGGUGAAGCAUUGCAACUUCGUAAAUUCAACUGCGCAUUUUUGUUCGCCGAUUCAUGCCCUCAGUCUUACAACGAAUUUGCCAAGACGCUUUGCUUUGAGGCGUAUAUGGAACCAUGGACCAAGAUUGAGUGCGACAUGUUUGCCGAUGCGAUUAACUUAAAUGGCAAAGACGAUUGGUUACGAACAGUCAAUCUUGUUGGGGGCAAACCAAGCGUUAUGGUUCAAUCACGCCAUGAGUCCGAAUAUUUGGUUCAUCAUGUGGAAGCAAGCACCCCUAAAAAUCUCGAAGAUGAUAAGUACGAGGUCCAGCCUCGCAAGCAGAAUCGAAUCGAUAACUGGACGGAUAGCGAUUCGUUUUAUUUGUACCGCAACGAGAACGCGUCCAGCCGUGCUUACCCAGCAACUUUUUUUGCAGUCGAGACAAUUAUGAAAGGGCAUUUCAAUAAUUACUCCAAUAAAAUACGUGAUUUAAUGCGGGCUCAAGCCUCGAUUGAUCAGUCCUGGCGAGGAAACGAAUUGCUGCAUGAACUUUCUGCCAGCAAGUUUUGUAUGAAAUCCCUCGAAGGAAACGGUGUCGGGACCGUGACGCAACAUGGUCCACUAAAUGCAGCGUUCGAGGCCAUUGAAGCGUCAUUCGAAAUUAGAAAUGAAUUAAUGCUGUACAUAUCGAUGUCAAAUUAUUUCCCAGCAACAAUUGACGGUGUGCUUGUCAUCCCACAAGAUGGUCGUAUUAUAUUAAACUCGAAAGAAUUACCUGUAGUCAUGCUUGCUCCGAGGCUUACGAAUCUCGACCCGCCCGCGCUCGAUGCAAUUUUAUUGAUGAUCUUGCUAAGAUCUAAAAAGAAAGCCAAGCGCGGUGUCGCUUGUCGAAUUACGUGA
This is a messenger RNA of Plasmopara halstedii, 1356 nucleotides long. RefSeq lists its product as uncharacterized. The record is from RefSeq and is a predicted model, not a curated record. The coding region runs from base 1 to 1356 and encodes 451 amino acids. The transcript is spliced from 2 exons. NCBI's taxonomy places the organism in Eukaryota, Oomycota, Peronosporomycetes, Peronosporales, Peronosporaceae.